AUGAGUUUCUCGGUUACAUUCACUGAGCUGGUGAACAUCGCCAUCCCUCAGGGCGGGGUGGUGAACUUCCAGGCCCUGCACCUGCUGCUGCAUGGCAUCCUGGAACAUAUCCACAUGGCCGAGCUGAGGAAGGUCCUCUCAGGGGACGAGGACUUCCUCCAGACCUCACAGGUCAUGCUCAUGCCCAGGGAAGGGGAUGCCCAGCCCAUCCUGAACCCCAUGAAGAGGCUCAACAACGUCUUUGACCACGUGGUGAACCGAAUCGACAAGCUAGAGAGUGAGAUGGCCAUGCUGCAGGGGCUGCCCUCCACCUCCCAGCUGCUGGAGGCCAGCCAGGGGACCAGCAAGCCCGCCCAGGACAUGUGGCAGUUCAUUAAGCUGAGGAAGAUGUUGGAGGGCAAUGAAGAAGCCACGGCCAAGAACAUGCAAACCCUGCAAGACCUGCUCAGUGACCUUUACUCAAUCAAGACCACCACUGAAAGCCUCAAGAAGGAUAUAGACAAGCUGAGGAACCAGUUUGACAAGAUUAACAUGGAAAGGUUUGAUACCUUCUUCGAUGAUUUCAGAAGACAGAACCGCAAGAUGACUGCUCUGCAACGGGAACUGACCGGUGUCCAGAACAGGAUAAGCAGCUUCCCCCACGUGGAAGAGCUCGUGCUGUGGAGCAGCCUGCACGAGGCCAUGUUCCCCUCGCCCCUGCAUCAGGUGCAGGGCCCAUUGUGGCAGACCAUCCAGCCGUUCCCAGAGGCCGUCACGCUGCAGACAGCCGAGUCCGUCCAGGCUGUUGAUCACAUCCAGGCCACAGAGCCCAUCCGGGGCACAGAGCUCCUGCAGACCGUGUGGCAUUAUGAGACCCCAGAGAUCCUCCCUGUUGAGAAGCCGGCACAAGCCGUUCUGCUCCCUGGGGCCCAGGAGCCAGGCCAGCCACCUGCUCCUGAGCCCAUGUCAGCAGCGCAGCCUGGGCCCGGACCUGAGGCAGGGACAGAGCCCAUGCCUGCACUGGGGCCUAUGCCGGGGCCCAGCCAGACUUCUGUGGGACCUGAGUCUGCCCAGAGGCCCCAGCCCAUUCCACCCGGAGGCUGGCCUGUGCCCCCCAGAGGCUGGUCUACCACCCCUGGAGGCUGGCCCAUACCCCCCGGAGGCUGGCCCGUGCCCCCCGGAGGCUGGCCUGCUCCCAGAGGCUGGCCUGGGGCAAGCACUUGGCCUUUCUGGGCCUCAGACUUCUUUGACCCUGGCCCAGGCUUGUCAGUGCCCCAGCAGCCUGCCCAGCCCCAGCAACCACCCUCCAGGGCCCCGCCACCAGCCACGGAGCUGGGCGCGUCCUGGCCUCGCCCACUCCAGCCUCACAAGUCCCACCCACCGGAGGGCAGCCAGCUCCAGACUGUGGUGGAAAAGGGGGAAGAACUGUAUGCCUAUGAUGCAGUGGCCCCAGUGGACAGGAGCGCCAAGGAGAAGGCCCCGAAGGAAGCACACCUGAAGGCUCCCGGGUCUGCCCUUCAUCGGAUGAAGACCACUGCUACCAUGGCUGCCGCGGCUGCCGCCGCCUACGCGGCCGCCGCCAACACAGCGGCCCAUGCGGCAGAGGCUGCCGCCAGGGCAGUCAAAGAUGCCCCUGCCACCAAAAUGGCCACGCUUGCCACAACCGUGGCCUCUGCUGGGCCCUUAGGGGUGCUGGCAGAAGACGUGGGUGCCGGGACCAGCCGCGGUGCCACCAGCCACGUGGCCUUCGGUGACGACAUAGGUGCAGAGGACUACGACUACUCUCCCUCGCAGUCGGUGGUCAGCGUCUUCCCUGAGGCCUUGCCGGCCAUGACCUUGCAGGCUUCCCAGCAGGCUGUGAGCCCAGAGGACAAGAAGGAGGCAGUUAAGCAUUCCAUGAGUUACAUACCCUCGCUGCCGGCUAGACACGACUCCAUGAAGGAGGAGUUGGCGCAGCUGUCCUCCAAGGUACAGCAGCGGCUGAUGUACCUAGUUAACAAGGGUGCCUCCUCCAAGCUCGGGGCCACCGUGGACAUGCUGCAGGAGAAGGUCGGCAGGCUCCAGAAGUCCAGGAUGAAGGAGGAGGAGCUUGAGCGCUUCUGGGGCGGCCAGAUCCAGAUGGUGAAGGAUCACUACGUCGUGCUGGACAGGACGGUGGAGCGGCUGAAGAUUCACCUGGAUGAGUCCAAGACUCUCCAGGCUCAAAUUAAAAAACUGGAAAUGAACAAGGUGGAUAAAAGCGUGAUGGAGCAGGAGUUGAAAGAGAAAGCCGACAAGGGCGCCCUGGCAAGCAAGGCAGCCCGGGUUGACCUGGAAAUGGUGGCAAUGGAGAUGAACGAGAUGGUACAUAACAUGCUGCUCAAGUUCUCAACCUACGAGGAUGACUGGAAGAAGUCCGUGGAGGAGUUGAACAAGGCCAUGGCCACCAAGCUGGUCCACAGCGACCUGGACACUCUGAAGAAAGAAGUGGAAGGGGUCUGGAAAGCCGUCAGGAAGCUGCUGAUCGAGGGUCUGCGAUUCGACCCGGACAGUGCUGCUGGUUUCAGGAAGAAGCUGUUUGAGCGCGUGAAAUGCAUCUCCUGUGAUCGCCAGGUGGAGAUGACGACCAGCCCGCACCUUAUCACCAUCCGUAAGGCCCACCUGCUGUCGCAGCUGCGGCCUGCCAGCGCCAACAGCUAUGAGUACCUGCAGCGGCAACAGAUGAGGGACGAGCAGUACCUGCAGCAACUACGGGGCCUGGGCGGCCCCGAGGGGAGCCUGGACGCCCUGGGCUCCCAGCAGGAGUGGGGCGACGGCCCUCGGAACAGCGGCGACCUUCGGCUCAAGUCCUAUGGCCUGUCAACACUCUACCCCUACGGGGAUCCCCAGCUACUUGACUACGACACUGCAGAGGUGGACAUUCUGGGAGUGGACGGGAUUUUGUACAAGGGUCGCAUGAGCAAUGUGAAGGAGGUGCAGCCCGCCAUCCCCGCGGACAAGGAGCUCCCAGCCGUGAAGGUGCCACGGCCCCCAUCGCGAAGCCUUUACGAUCACGUGCGUGCCAACUCCUUGCUGGGGUCUCUUGUGCCCCCAGCCCCGUGCCCCAGCAUGAACACCAGCAUAGCUGCCUCGGGCCCCCACCCGACAGUGCCGUCGUCACGGACACCGUCUCUGCCGCCCCUGCCAGUGCUGCCACCGCUGAUCCCGACACCGCGGGACCCCCAGCAGGCUCAGGGGGCCACCAGGCACACGAGACCCCUGCGCCUUGAGUCCCGAGCCAGCGCCCAGUCCAAGGAGGAGCCCACCAACCCGUGA
Molecule: messenger RNA, 3273 nt
Organism: Orycteropus afer afer
Lineage: Eukaryota; Metazoa; Chordata; Mammalia; Tubulidentata; Orycteropodidae
Gene: CUNH16orf96
Product: chromosome unknown C16orf96 homolog
Exons: 16
Coding region: 1-3273 (1090 amino acids)
Source: RefSeq, a predicted model, not a curated record